This is a messenger RNA of Bombus pyrosoma, 1670 nucleotides long. RefSeq lists its product as uncharacterized. The record is from RefSeq and is a predicted model, not a curated record. NCBI's taxonomy places the organism in Eukaryota, Metazoa, Arthropoda, Insecta, Hymenoptera, Apidae. The coding region runs from base 914 to 1660 and encodes 248 amino acids. The transcript is spliced from 6 exons.
GCUUUUGUCCACAACAUUGGACAAAUCUUGGCUGCUACUGUUGUCAUUAUUACUGUGAUUUUCGUCACUGCCAUUAUUGCUAUUAUUUCCUUGUGACUUUUCUUGAGACUUGUCAUUAGGCUGUAACAGUUUUUUUACAUUGUUAUUAGAUAUUUUUCACUUACUUAUUUUGUUUUUUUACAAGAGGUUUCUAGAAAAUUAUAAUCACAUUUGGAUAUUUAAAAAAAUUCUUGUUUAACAAACAAUUUUUUAUUACAUUUCAUACGAUAUUAGAGUAAUUACAAAGAAUUAUAUUGUUAGAUAAGAUGAAAAUAAUAUACAAUACUUUUAAAUGUAAUUAAUAUGAAUUUGAAGUGAAAUUACUACUUUAAAUAUUAUCUAACUUCAAAUUUUCUUAAUAUUGUUAAGCGUUAUAAAUCUAUUCCAAUUCAUUAUAUAUAAAAAUCAUUAAUUGAUACUUACCUUAAGAGCAUUUUGUACUUGGUUUAAUUGAUCAAACGGAAAAGCCUGUAUUAAAAGAUCAAGAAAAAUGUAACGGUCAGUUAACAGAUAGAAGAGAGAAAAUGUUCUAUAUAGAAGUCAUGCAAAAUAAGUAAAUGAAGAACAUACGUAAGUAUAAUUAGAAAUCAUAAAUUCGCAUAAUUAUUAAAAUGAUUAGACACAAUGAUUUAUUUUCAGUAUAGAAUGUUAUAGAACGAAGUAUCAUACGUACGAGACCAGCAACAAUGCCGAGAAUGGCGAAAAUUGCAGACCAUAGAUGUAGAUAUUGGCUAGUAAUAUUUGUCCAGCUCAGUGGUAACAUUGUUAUUUCAAAUCUUAAAUGGCUACACUAGUAAACACUGUACGUUAAAACCGUUGUACCUUGAUCAGGAAAGUAAUAAUGUAAUUAUGACAUAAAAGUAAUACAAUAACGAUGGAAGAAUUUAAUAUUGAUAUCGUGCAUGUCCUUCAGAAUAGAGAUUUUAGUGUGUUGCAGAAGUUAGUAUCACAUUGUUAUGAUUUUCGAGCAAAAAUUGCCGCUAAAAUUGAAGAUACAACUGCAUAUGAAUCUGAAUGUAUAGAGAAAAUAGCACAAAGCGGUAACAAAAUAUUAGAGUUAGAGCAAGAAGUUGAAGGUUUAAAAUCUGAUAUAGAUGCAACAAAAUUACAACAAAAAAUUAUAGAUAAAAAGAUUACUAAUGCAAUUAAACAGCAAGAAAAAUUAGAAGAAGAAGUUAAUAAUGCGAAAGUAAAAAGAGACAGCUUGUCUGUUGAAAUUGUUGAUUUACGUGAAGAAUCAGAACAAAGAAAAGAACAGAAAUUAUUAACUUGGAAAAGUAUUAAACUUGCUUGUCACACUUAUAAACAGCAUUUGGGCUUUCAUAUAGAAUUAAUCAAUAAUAAAGAACAAGAACAAAUUAAAGUUUCCUUUUUUAUAAAGAACACUAAUGCAAAAGAUAAAUACUUUGUACAGUUACUUAAUUGUAAUAAUCAGUGGAGAGUGGAACAGAUUCAACCUACUCUUAAAGCAGAACAUUUGAGUGACUUUGAAGGAAUUAUUGACUUUUCUAAACAAUCAGAAGUUUCGGAUGUAACUGCACUUCUUUGUAUGGAUAAAUUUAUAACAUUGAUGCUAUUUAUUAUAAGAUUAAAGCCUUUAUUAAUAAAAAUUAAUAACUGAAUUGCCUUAU